GAUACGCUCGGUUAGCUGCUGUCUGCAGAUGUAGUUCUGUCACUUUCAGAAAUAAUAACAAAUGUGACAACCAAGGCGUGUUUAUUUGACUUGUUUAAAAUAGUUUUAUAUAUUUUAUUUUGUGGGUAAAUUUUAGUGUUGUUGAAAUGGCAAGUUUUCCACUGAUUGAAAUUGUGAAACGACAGGCGAUACUAACGUUUUCAAAACUGGCAGGUGUUUCCUCAAACUUUGAAGAAAAUUUUUCCAAACUCAAAAGUUUGACAAACAAAAUAACAAGUGCCGAUAUAAAUUUGGAUUCUUCUUUACUUCACCCGAUUCCAAAUGGAAUGGAAGAAGAACAUGCACCAGUAACUUAUAUUCAGGUCUUGGAUGAUCCAAAUUUGACCAUUGGCAUUUUUAUUUUGAAACGAGGUGCAAGAUUACCUCUACAUGAUCACCCAUUAAUGUAUGGAAUUUUAAAAGUUGUUCAUGGGACUGUUCACAUUCAGAGUUACUCAAUGGUUACAGGAACAAAGGGACUGAAGGAAGACACUAUUCCACAAGGACUUAAUUCUGUGCAUCCAGAUGAUAUAGUCUUAUCUCAAGAUACUAUGUCCAAACAAGUGACUUUGCUAGCAAGAAAAGAACAAGAUGUUUAUGUUAAUGAAACAAGUCCCUCUUGUGUAUUAUCUCCAAUAACAGGUAAUUUACAUGAAAUCCAUAGUGUAGAUGGACCAGCCGCUUUUGUUGACAUACUUGCUCCUCCUUAUGGGUCCGACAUCCCUGGAGUGGGCCCUAGACCUUGUCGCUAUUUCAAAGAAAAUGGUGACGUGGCUGUUGAACAAGACGGAGACAAGAGACCUGUAAAACAACUAGUUCGUAUCCCCUCUCCUCCUGAUUAUUGGAGUAAUUCUGCACCUUAUCAAGGACCUUAAUGAAGUAGAAUUAGAUUUUAAAUAUUUAGGCUUAAGUCAAUAAAAAAAAACUGUUAUUUAGUUUUAAUUUGGUUAAAAAUGUGAUUAUUCUGUGUUAGGCUAUCUAGCCUACAAUUCACAAUGAUAUUAUUGAUAGCAUAUCCAGAUAUAAUAAUCUGACUACUAAGUUAUUGUGCUUACUAUAUAAGUGAUUUUACUUGUUAUGUGACUAUAAUCAAUAGGCUUAGGCUAAAGCAUAAUCAGUAAGGUAUUUAAAUGUUAAACUGUACCCAAAAUGAAUACAUCAUGUAUGGCACCUUAAAAGUAUUAAAUUUCUGUUUACAAAAUAA
This is a messenger RNA of Homalodisca vitripennis (glassy-winged sharpshooter), 1243 nucleotides long. RefSeq names its product 2-aminoethanethiol dioxygenase-like. Gene Ontology annotation, molecular function: oxidoreductase activity, acting on single donors with incorporation of molecular oxygen, incorporation of two atoms of oxygen. The record is from RefSeq and is a predicted model, not a curated record. Gene Ontology annotation, cellular component: mitochondrion. The coding region runs from base 147 to 914 and encodes 255 amino acids. NCBI's taxonomy places the organism in Eukaryota, Metazoa, Arthropoda, Insecta, Hemiptera, Cicadellidae. The transcript has a single exon.